GUUGACAUUAGCAUUAUAAACACAAACUAAAGAGAGCUGUAUUUGUUUGACCCCAAAUUAAUAUUAAUAUAAGACUUUGUGUAAAAAUAAUUUUCUUAAUUUAAUUCACUUAGGAUACCAAUCAAGAUGCCAAAAUAUUAUUGCGACUAUUGUGAUACAUACUUGACCCACGAUUCGCCCAGCGUACGGAAAACACAUUGUACAGGACGUAAGCAUAAAGAUAACGUAAAAUUUUUUUACCAAAAAUGGAUGGAGGAGCAGGCACAACAUUUGAUCGAUGCUACUACUGCAGCCUUCAAAGCAGGCAAAAUUGCCAAUAAUCCAUUUGCACAGCCAGGAAAAGGUGUUGCUAUACCACCACCAGCCCAAUUGACAAUGGGUCAAAGGCCUGGUGGGCCUGGAGCACCACCUGGUAUGAUGCCACCAACUAUGGGACCUGGAGGCCCAAUGCCACCAAUGAUGAUGGGCCCACAUGGACCAAUGCCUCCAAUGAUGGGAAUGAGACCUCCAAUGAUGGGUAUGGUACCUAUGGGUCCCAUGGGACCCAUGGGCCCUGUCAGACCUCCCAUGGUAAAUCCUCAACAAAUGAAAAAUUAGAUGUGUUUAGUUUAAUUAAUAAUUAUCAUUUCUUACUGAAAAGUAAAAUAACUUUUAUAUUUUAAA
This is a messenger RNA of Aethina tumida (small hive beetle), 663 nucleotides long. RefSeq names its product U1 small nuclear ribonucleoprotein C. The coding region runs from base 127 to 597 and encodes 156 amino acids. Gene Ontology annotation, cellular component: nucleus; U1 snRNP. NCBI's taxonomy places the organism in Eukaryota, Metazoa, Arthropoda, Insecta, Coleoptera, Nitidulidae. The record is from RefSeq and is a predicted model, not a curated record. The transcript has 3 exons. Gene Ontology annotation, molecular function: pre-mRNA 5'-splice site binding; zinc ion binding. Gene Ontology annotation, biological process: mRNA 5'-splice site recognition; mRNA splicing, via spliceosome; spliceosomal snRNP assembly.